AUGGCGGACAUAGAAGCUGCAAAGCAAGCUGCGGCCAUUGAGGCCGUGCGAAACCAUUUCCCUGAGAACCCACGCUUCGUUGGUAUCGGCUCUGGUACGACCAUAGUCUACGUUGUUGAAGCGAUCAAGAAUUGCGGAGUGGACGUUUCAAGAGUCGGAUUUGUACCAACCGGAUAUCAAUCGAAACAGCUCAUUAUAAACGCUGGUCUGGUGCCGAUUGAAUUCGACGCACUUCCGGACGAUGUCAUGAUCGACAUCGCCUUCGACGGGGCAGACGAAGUGGAUGAGGAACUGAAUUGUAUCAAAGGAGGAGGUGCCUGUCUAUACCAGGAGAAGCUAGUGGCUAUGCGUGCAAAGCAAUUUAUUUGUGUCGCCGAUCAUCGAAAACUCCAACGGCGUCUGGUUACAAAGUGGCCAACCGUCCCCAUAGAAGUCGAACCCAAGGCUGCCCGGCAGGUGAUGCAACGACUGCGGAUGCUGGGGAGUCGGAGUCCAACAGGCAUAGGUCCAAGGAUCAGGGAAGGCCAUAUGGCUAAAGCUGGUCCAAUAAAGACCGACCAGGAUUUCUUUAUUGUCGACGCCCCGUUCCCACAUCCGCUUCUGAUCGCCGACGACCUUACCGAAGAUAUCCUGGGCGACGGCGAGGGCGGCCAUUGGGAAGUGGAGCAGCUUGCCAAAGCGAUCAAGGACAUCAAUGGCGUGCUUGCUGUUGGUCUCUUCUGCGGACCGACAGGGCCCGAGGCCCUUACCGCUGGAGUGGUUGGCGGUCAACGACCAGUUGCAUGUUACUUUGGCAUGGCUGAUGGCACUGUGUCUUUGCGGAAAGCCCGGGAAAAGCGACACUCAAUUGUUGCCAAAUACCCUCCGUUAAUACCGGUGCACUCGGCUGAAGUGGAGGCCGUGGUGGUUGACAACUGA
Molecule: messenger RNA, 918 nt
Organism: Capronia epimyces CBS 606.96
Lineage: Eukaryota; Fungi; Ascomycota; Eurotiomycetes; Chaetothyriales; Herpotrichiellaceae
Product: ribose 5-phosphate isomerase A
Exons: 2
Coding region: 1-918 (305 amino acids)
Biological process (GO): pentose-phosphate shunt, non-oxidative branch; D-ribose metabolic process
Cellular component (GO): intracellular membrane-bounded organelle
Molecular function (GO): ribose-5-phosphate isomerase activity
Source: RefSeq, a predicted model, not a curated record